UCCGACGCCGGCGAGCGAGACCGGAAGGCGAGGCGGGCGGCGGCGGCGAUGGGGUCGAUGACGAUCGGCGCCAAGUACAAGACCACGCUCAAGGACCCCGGCACCCCGGGCGUCCUCCGCAUGGUGCGCGCCACCCUCCCCUCCCGAGUCCCAACCCGUCCUCUCCCCUUCUCUCCCCGCCGCGCGGCUCUCCUUACCUUCCCUCUCCUCCUGGCGUGCGCGCACGGCUCGCGUGGGGGUACUAGCAGCCUCCGGGACGCGCCGCUGUUGUGGGCGGGCGUUUUGGUCGGCUGCUGGGGGGCGCGGGGGCAAAUUGAAUCCAGGGCUCGGUGGAGACUUGCCGCUGAUUGGAUCGGUGGAGGUGGAGGUGCGCGCGGGUUUGUGCUGAUCAGUGCUGGGAAAUCCGAGCCACCGAGUAGGGGUAGCUUUGUGGGCUACUCUCCGCAUACGGAUGCGGAGGGAUGAACCAAGCUAAUUUGUGCUUCGAGCUAUACCAUUGGUUACAACGACGAUAGGCUCACUUUCACCCCUAAUGAUCCGCGCUCGGCAAUGAAGCUCAAUGUUGAUUUCCGAAGCAUUAAAGGUCACAAGUUCAACAAAGUAGAUGGUAACAAACCAGCAUUAUUGAAUCUUUCAAAAGAUUCUGACAAGGGUGGAGGCUACAUGUUUGAGUUUGACAAUGUUGGUAACCGUGACCUAUGUCGAGACUUUGUAGCUAGGGUUUUAGGCAAACAUCAAGGGGUAGUGCCCCCCCGACCAACUGCGGCUCCUGAAAACUCAGUUGCUUCUGCUGGUCUUGAACAGCUCAGUGCUGCUGAAGUGGAACGGCGGGUGAAACUGUUGCGAGAAGACAGUGAAUUGCAGAAAUUACAUAAGAAGUUUGUUCUUGGAAAUAUUCUGCAAGAAUCUGAAUUUUGGGCAACAAGAAAGAAUUUGCUUGAUGAUCAAGCAAAUAAAGCAUCUAAACAAAGGCCAGGCUUCAAGACUGCGAUGUCAGAUGUUAGGCCAUCAGCUGAUGGUCGGACAAACAAGGUUACUUUCAAUCUCACAACCGAGAUGAUACAUCAGAUUUUUGCAGAAAAACCUGCUGUUCGUCGAGCAUUUUUAGAUUUUGUUCCCAAAAAGUUGACAGAUAAAGAAUUUUGGACAAAAUACUGUAGAGCUGAGUAUCUGCUUAGGACAAAAAACACUGCGGCAGCAACAGCUGAGGCUGCUGAAGAUGAGGAAUUAGCUGUCUUCCUGAAGAAUGAUGAUAUACUGGCCAAGGAGGCAAAGUUGAAGAUAAAACAAGUUGAUCCAACGUUAGACAUGGAGGCAGAUGCUGGAGAUGAUUACAUCCAUCUUCCGGAUCAUGGGAUUCUCCGUGAUGGUAGCAAAGAGACACUUGACACUGACAGUGAGUUGGCAAAGAGGACACUGUCUCAGGACCUGAAUCGUCAUGCAGCUGUUGUUCUUGAAGGGAUAGCUUCAGAUGUGGAGCUGACUGAUGCAAAGAGUGUAGCGGAAGCCCUUGCAAGGUCCAAGAAGGAACCACCCUCCACUUCUGUUGAUGAUUCUAGCCAUGAGAGACUGGUGAAGGUGGCCAGAAUGACGGAGAUAGAGGAUCUGCAAGCUCCGCGAAGCGUUCCGUAUGCACCACUUUGUAUAAAGGAUCCUAGGGAGUAUUUUGAUUCCCAACAAGCAAAUGCUCUCAGAUCGUUAGGUGGCAGCAAUGAUGGAAGAAAAGCCCGUAGUUGCAGCUUGAGCACUGAAGAAGCGUUCCAUCAUUUAACGGAUCAAAUAUCUUCUAUUAAAGUUAAUAAGUUGAACUAUCCAGUUAUUCAGUCAGAUAUGGCUCUUAAGGUUCUUAAUGAGUUGAACGAAGGGAUUUCACGUUCAAGGAGACUUAACCUCAAGAACCCUCAAGAGGGUCUCCUUGGUCGGGUGCCUCAACACACGCAGGACGAGCUUAUGGAUCACUGGACGGCUAUCCAGGAAUUGCUACGCCAUUUUUGGUCAUCAUAUCCAAUAACAAAUGCAGUCCUUUAUAAUAAGGUUCAAAGAGUUAAAGAUGCAAUGACACAGAUAUAUCAAAAGCUGCAGGCUAUAAAGGAAUCAGCGCAGCCUGAUGUAAGGCAUGAGAUAUCUCGGCUAGUAAAACCAAUGACUCAGGCCUUGGACGCUGCCUUCAGCCAUGAUCUGGAGCAGCAGCAGAAAUCGGCGAAGGCCGGGAACAAACCCAACGGAUUUUGAGCCUAGGGAGACCGGUCUGACCUGACCUUUAUGGAACGAGAGGGCGGCCGUGCCCUAAUAUACAAGAAGAGCUUCUGUAGCCGGCAUUGUUGCCGUCUAUGGUCCUGCGAUUAUGGAGGCUUCUGCGAUUUUGUUCCUUCUCUCUUGAACUGCUGGAGGCGUCUACAAUUUGCACCCCAACCAUUGAUGUAUCUCUCAUGUGUUGUUUAUAGCUGAGUGAAUAGUGACUUGUAACGGCUGCUGCUGCCAAUUUUUGCCAGGACGCGUUGUACACAGCCUUCUUGGCUAUUCGAGAUAGAACCAACUAAUGCCAUUUUGAUUCCUCCCGUUCUUUUCA
Panicum hallii is the source of this 2569-nucleotide messenger RNA. RefSeq names its product general transcription and DNA repair factor IIH subunit TFB1-1-like. The record is from RefSeq and is a predicted model, not a curated record. Gene Ontology annotation, biological process: transcription by RNA polymerase II; transcription by RNA polymerase I; nucleotide-excision repair. Gene Ontology annotation, cellular component: transcription factor TFIIH core complex; transcription factor TFIIH holo complex. Bases 550 to 2232 code for a protein of 560 amino acids. NCBI's taxonomy places the organism in Eukaryota, Viridiplantae, Streptophyta, Magnoliopsida, Poales, Poaceae. The transcript is spliced from 20 exons.